Messenger RNA from Phasianus colchicus (ring-necked pheasant), 2695 nucleotides. The record is from RefSeq and is a predicted model, not a curated record. NCBI's taxonomy places the organism in Eukaryota, Metazoa, Chordata, Aves, Galliformes, Phasianidae.
AUGGCUUUAAACUAAAAGGAGGCAGAUUGGGGUUAGAUGUGAGGGAGAAGCUCUUCACUCAAGAGGGCAGCGAGGCCCGGGCGUGGGCUGCCCAGAGCGGUGGGUGCCCCAUCCCUGGAGGUGCCCAAGGCCAGGCUGGGCGGCUCUGGGAGCUGAGCUGAGGGGAGCACAGCCCACGGCAGAGAUUGGGGCUGCAGGGUCCCUUCCAAUCUAAGCCUUUCUAUGAUUGUGUGUGUGAAUUCAGGCAAGUCCAUUAGAACGGUUGGUACGGGUGCAGUGAUUAUCGCUACUAAACGCCCCUAAACCUGACCAGAGCAGUGCCUAAGCUGAGACACGCGGGCAGCGAUGACACCAAAGGGGAUUUCCUGUCAACAGCCUCCUUAUGGAGAGCAGCUUUACGCCCCGGCAGAGCCGAGGCGGCCCGCACCGCUGCUCGCUCCCGCCCGGCGCAGGCACCCCGCUCGUCGCAGCCCCCCCGGCUCUGCUGCCUGGCUCCUCCCGCCGUGCAGCCGCCAUCGCUUCCCCCGGCAACGCCGCGAGCCCCGCGGGGUCCGCCCAGCCCUGCGCGGCGCCGCCGCUCCUCGUCCCGGGGAGCCCCGCGCCGUCGUGCCGUUGCCGGGGCCCCCCCACACCUCAUGGCAGCCAUGCCGUGCUCCGAGGCCGCCCUGCAGCCGUCCCCCAGCAAGAGGCAGAAAGGUUCGGCGGUCGGGGAGCCCUCCGCUCGGCUCCGCUUCACCAAGCUGUCCGAGAACGCCUGCGCUCCGUCCAAGGGCUCUGCGCGAGCCGCGGGCUACGACUUGUACAGUGCCUAUGACUACAUUAUCCCACCCAUGGAAAAGGCUGUCGUGAAAACAGACAUUCAGAUUGCUCUUCCUGCUGGAUGCUAUGGCCGAGUAGCACCACGUUCCGGUUUAGCUGCAAAGCACUUCAUAGAUGUUGGUGCUGGUGUUAUUGAUGAGGAUUACAGGGGAAACGUUGGCGUGGUACUCUUCAACUUCGGCAAGGAGACUUUUGAAGUUAAGAAAGGAGAUAGAAUUGCCCAGCUCAUCUGUGAACGCAUUUUCUAUCCUGAGCUAGAAGAAGUUCAAGCUCUAGAUGAUACAGAACGUGGUGAAGGUGGCUUUGGUUCUACUGGAAAGAACUGAAAAUGAUUUGAAUGUGCUUUCUAUUGCUUUUUUGUUGUUCUACUUCUACAUUUUCAUUUGAAUUAGAUGUAAUAUUUUGAACUACUUGGUCAAUUAGUUGUUGUGGUUUUUUUUAUAUUUUGUCCUCAUUAAUAUUUGUGUUAAUCUCCUAAAAGAAAGCUUUCGUGUGUAUCAAUAUUUUAUACCGAGAGUUUACUUUGUACAGAGUUAGCAAUAAUAUGUGACUUCCUACUGUAAUCCCUAAGUUAGAAUAAGGUGAAGAUAUUCAAUAUUGCAUCUCCUAUGACUUGUCAAAAAUUGUUGUUUCAAAGGUAAUAUUCUAAUUUUGAUCCUUAUUUGGUUCUAAGCCAUUUUUUCAGCUCACUAGAUUAAGAGCAGGAAAUAUGGUGUGUAAAGUAAAUAUUACAACUCAUCUGGAAAUCAAUGUAGUAAAUAAAUGCUGUGAAGCAUGCUGCUAUUCAUGAAUAAGGUGUUCACAGAAUUCUCCUUGCUGGUCUUGGGUUAUAGUUUUAUGUCCUUGUUUUGCAUCCUUUUCUACUACUAGCCAUUUCCAAAGUUUGACACAUUAUGUAUGUUGUUCCGCAACCCUGAAGAGCUGGAAAACAAAGAUGACAGCAUUCUAAUUCCAUUAUCUGUAGUCAUUACUUUGACUUGGCGGUGGUGAAACUGCAAGUACAUCUUUGGCCAGGGUAAAAACCUUUCCCCUUAUGUGCAUUACCUGCUAAGCAGUGCUUUUUUUCCCUUAAAGCCUUACCACAACAUUGUUCUAUCAUCUGUAUAUACAGGCUUACCAUGCCAAUGGCUGUUGUGAGUGAGAAGCACGUCGUGGUAAUAAGGUUCUAAAUCUGUUGGAAAAAUGAUGUUGACAUUAAGCAUCUUCCCUUAUAUAAUCUUAUAUAAAGUGAAAGGAUCUUCAGUUAUCAAAGACUAUUUAAAUGUCUCAAAAUAAGAAUAAAUCCUUUUCUGUAAACCCAUUUCUUCUUGCUGGAGUUUGAGAGUAAGUUUUGCUGCUCCUCUUCCCUCCUAGCAAAAACAAAACAAAACAAAAAAACAAGGGAUACACUGGCUUAAGUCCCUAAAGAUACAGGAUGAUCACUUCAGGCAGCAGCCUACAAGAAUAAAAUUAAGUUUUAUUGAUAUUACGCGUUGUUUGCUGCAACUUGGAAAAUACUGAUUUGCAUAUUUAAACAAUAAACUCCAGAUUCUGAGAUAAAAAGAAACAUGAUUUUUCUAGGAAAUACCAGUCUGAGAAGAAUACAUGAGAAAGAAACAUGACAGUAAAUGUAUUGAUCCAUGCUUGCUGUGUUUUGUCAACAUACAGGCUGAUAAGUGUCUUUACAAAAAAUGUCUCACUUAUUUUGAAAAGUAUUUUUAUUUAGAAGUAUUUUAAGACUAGUGCAAGGUUCCUGCCUGUAAGAGUCUUGGAAAAUAAACAAACACACACCUAUUUGAGUCAGUGGAAAUGCUUUCAAGCCCACCUCUACAAUGAACUCCCUGUAUACAUCAAACCACAGCAUUACUGUAAUAAAUUUCAGAUAAUUCCUUUAGUA